CGGAGUGACCCGGUGACCCGCGACAGGACUGUCACGUGGUGACGUUCAGUUCCGCCGUGCUGAAGGUGCGCUCCGGCUGCGUUGCGCGUGAGCACCGGCGUUCAUUAUUACAGCGCGUGACCACACACACACACACACAGAGAACCAUCAUGAUGAUAACACGCGUGCGGUCCGCGGUCUCCAGCAUCAUCGGCGGCAUCAUGGCUUCGGGUUCCAGCGCGCACGAGACGCAUCCCGAUCUACCGCUCCGGUUCCCGUACAGCAGGCCGGAUUUCCUCGCGCUGUCACCGGACGAGGUGGAGUGCUCGGCGGAUCACAUCUCCAGACCCAUCCUCAUCCUCAAGGAGAUGAAGCUGCCCUGGGCCACCGGAUACGCGGAGGUGAUCAACGCAGGUAAGAGUGCCCAGAAUGAGGACCAGGCGUGCUGUGAGGUGGUGGAGCUCCGGAAGAGACCCACUGACCCGUCCAGCCCCAGCUACACACCCAGCAGGAGACGCUCCUCUCUGCCCAGCGCUGACCUGCUGGAGACCAUCGACAGCUCGGAGGUGAGGGAGCAGAACUUCCACUACUGGGCUCUGUUUGAUGGUCACGGUGGCUCCGGAGCCGCGCUGUUCGCAGCCAAGUUCCUCCACCUCCACAUCGAGGAGCAGCUGCAGGAGGUGCUGGAGAUCCUGCAGAACCCGGCCCUGACACCACCCACCUGCCUCGGCGAGGAGAACCCCGUCCAUCAGCUCCACCCGUCUGCUGGAUGCUCCCAGAGAGGCCUGUCGAGGGCGGCGUCGCUCCGAGGGGCCGCCGGGGCCCCGGGGUCCCCUAACACUAUGGCCCCGCGGUUCUUCAUGGAGAAGAAGAUCAAACAGGAGAGUCUGGUGGUGGGAGCCAUAGAGAACGCCUUCAAGGAGAUGGACGCUCAUAUCGCUCGAGAGAGGAUGCUUUACUCUAUAUCUGGAGGAUGCACCGCUCUAGCCGUGGUCUAUUUACUUGGAAAACUGUACGUGGCCAACGCUGGAGACAGCAGGGCUCUGAUCGUCCGUGGAGGAGAGAUCAUUCCCGUGUCCAGCUCCUUCACUCCUGAAUCGGAGCGUCAGAGACUUCAGUUCCUGGCUCAUCUGCAGCCGGCGCUGCUGGGAAACGAGUUCACACACCUGGAGUUUCCCAGAAGGGUCACGAAAAAAGAGCUCGGGAAGAAGAUGCUGUACCGAGACUUCACCAUGAACGGAUGGGUGUAUAAAACCGUUCAGGAGGAAGAUCUGAAGUUUCCACUCAUAUACGGAGAAGGAAAAAAGGCUCGUGUUUUGGCCACCAUCGGCAUCACUCGAGGACUCGGAGAUCACGACCUGAAGGUUCACGACUCAGACAUCGCCAUCAAACCAUUCCUCUCCUGCUCUCCAGAGGUGAAGAUCUAUAACCUCUCUCAGUACGAGCACGGGGCCGAUGAUGUCAUGAUCCUGGCUACAGAUGGACUCUGGGAUGUGCUGUCCAAUCAGGAAGUGGCAGAGGCGGUAUCUGGUUUUCUUGGAAACUGUGACCCUGAUGACCAGCACAGGUACACAAUGGCAGCUCAAGACCUGGUGAUGAAGGCUAGAGGUGUCCUGAGGGACCGAGGCUGGAGAAUCGCCGGAGACCGACUCGGCUCUGGAGAUGACAUCUCAGUCUUCAUAAUUCCCCUAAUGCACGGCAAUAAACAGCCUCCGCCAAGCUGACCAAUCAGAAUGCAGGGCGCCAACCGAGUCGGAACAAAUCCGUCUCUGACCCAAAAUUCUGAUGCUCAGACCGCGUCCUGCUGGAGUUUAUGGAACCCGCUGUGCGUUUGAACUCAUUUACAAUACGAACACUUGCUUUUAAGACUUAGAAGUCGACAACUGCUGACUUUGAAGACCCACGUCAGUGUUCCCUACCUCCGCGUGGGAUGAGUAUAUAAGUUAUAACUUUGCACAAUGACUAAAGGUGGGUCCGGUUCUUUGAAGUUCUCCAUGGACAGAUGCGCUCCAUCCGCAGUUUGUUUAUCCGCACUCAUCUGGCAGCUAGGCGGAACCAACCGCGUUUUGUUUUUCUUCUCAGGAUAUUAAUUUAUCCUCUGAAUGUUUAGUUUGCGGUUUCUUUUUUGCAUUCCCUGAAAAAAAAAAUAUAUAUCAAAGCCAUUCUGGCUGUUAUUUGUACAUUUUUUUCCAAUGACUCCAAGUUACUGUAAGUGAAAAUGUUUUUUUUUUUUUCUCCUGCGCUCUGUAAAUUGGCGAUUGGUACGAUCUGAUCUUCCAUUAAUCACGGUAAGGUCUUUAGGAUGACACAUUUUUAAGGAACAAUAAAUCAUGUGUCCGACAAAGAA
Molecule: messenger RNA, 2326 nt
Organism: Carassius auratus (goldfish)
Lineage: Eukaryota; Metazoa; Chordata; Actinopteri; Cypriniformes; Cyprinidae
Product: protein phosphatase 1H
Exons: 10
Coding region: 150-1703 (517 amino acids)
Biological process (GO): protein dephosphorylation
Cellular component (GO): mitochondrion
Molecular function (GO): [pyruvate dehydrogenase (acetyl-transferring)]-phosphatase activity
Source: RefSeq, a predicted model, not a curated record